CCUCGGGGCGGGCGCGGUAUAUCGCUGGAAGGCAGCACACAGUGUGGUUGAGUGUGAACGCUAGCAACCGGCUACUCGCACUUCACGCUUAAAUUUUUUUGCUAGUCUCAUCUGCCGCGUGUGACUCACCUCCUACGACAAGAACAAUGGCGGACGGCGUGAAGAGGAAUAUCCCCAUCAAGCUGGGAGACUUCAGCGUCAUUGACACAGAAUUCAGCAGCAUCCGCGAAAGAUUUGACGCCGAGAUGCGCAAAAUGGAGGAAGAGAUGGCGCGAUUCAGGUCCGAACUGAUGAACCGGGAGUCCAACUUCUUCACGAAGAGCACAACCAGCCAGCACUCGGAGACCAAGACGACGAGCAGCAGCACCGCCUGGGGGGAGCCACCGGCCGACUUCUUCUCCUCCUCCAACUUCAAGAGCACGACCUCCUCGACCGACGUCGCAUCUUCCCCGCGCACGUGGCUGGACGGCUUCAACUCACCCCUGAUCCAGGAUGAAGGCCAGAGCAAAGUUCUCAAGCUGCGCUUCGACGUCAGCCAAUACCAGCCGGAGGAGAUCGUUGUCAAGACGGUGGACAACAAACUGCUGGUUCACGCCAAGCACGAGGAGAAGACUGAAAGCAAGUCAGUGUACAGGGAAUACAACAGAGAAUUUAUGCUUCCAAAAGGCACAAACCCAGAGAGCAUAAAGUCAUCACUCAGUAAGGAUGGUGUGCUUACUGUUGAAGCACCCCUUCCUGCACUUGCAGAAGGUGAAAAGCUGAUCCCUAUUGCUCAACAAUAAGGUCCUAUGUGGCACUGGGCAGCAGUUUUUAAGUGGCAGCAAAUUUAAGUGGGCAGCACAUCUGACACUUUCAAGUCUUGCGUCAAGAUUACUUUGCAAUUUGAGUUCAUUCUACAAGUGUCUUUUAUAUCUUCCAUAGCUACUGGUUAUACAAUAAAACAGCUUGUCUCAUUUUUACAAUGUAAAUGUUAUCUACUGAUUGAUGUACUAUAUUCAAAUAAAAGUCAAUUAUUCCUGACACUUCAUAAA
Molecule: messenger RNA, 1031 nt
Organism: Schistocerca cancellata (South American locust)
Lineage: Eukaryota; Metazoa; Arthropoda; Insecta; Orthoptera; Acrididae
Product: heat shock protein Hsp-12.2
Exons: 4
Coding region: 147-782 (211 amino acids)
Biological process (GO): protein refolding; response to heat
Molecular function (GO): protein folding chaperone
Source: RefSeq, a predicted model, not a curated record